Molecule: messenger RNA, 2193 nt
Organism: Musa acuminata AAA Group (dessert banana)
Lineage: Eukaryota; Viridiplantae; Streptophyta; Magnoliopsida; Zingiberales; Musaceae
Product: WRKY transcription factor SUSIBA2
Exons: 6
Coding region: 236-2137 (633 amino acids)
Biological process (GO): regulation of DNA-templated transcription
Molecular function (GO): sequence-specific DNA binding; DNA-binding transcription factor activity
Source: RefSeq, a predicted model, not a curated record
CUCGAUAUUUCAAGUCGUAGGUAGGGGUAGUUAUGUCAGUUAGAAAUCCCCUUCAAUUAAUGGGGCCUUUCAAGUCAACCGCGUCGCAGAGCGAUUGUCGCUGACAAGCACUGUAUUUCCCAAAUUGCCCCUCCCAUCAUUGCCUAAAUCCCCCGACCUGUCCGCGCCCUUCGGUUCUCUCCGUCUUCCCCACUGUCACUCUCCCCUACCUCCUCACUUCCGGUUGGAUCCAGAAAUGGAGGGGAAUCCCGAGUCGGCGGCGGGAGAUCUCGGCUGCGGAGCGGCGGAGAGCCGUCCUCCGGCGCCGGAGCUGCGAUUCGAGGGAUCCGGCGAUGGGAAGGAGGGGAGGCCGGAUCCUGGGGCUUCUCCGCUCGCCGGAGCGAACGGGGCCAGGUACAAGUCGAUGUCGCCGGCUCGGCUCCCGAUCGCGCGGGCGCCGUGCCUCACGAUACCUCCCGGGUUCAGUCCCUCGGCGCUGCUCGAAUCUCCUGUCCUCCUCACCAACAUGAAGGCUGAGCCUUCUCCAACUACCGGAACCUUCAAUAUGUGCUCUAUCAUGGAUAAAACUGUUUGUAUUGAGGUAUCAUCUUCUACAAGGGAUACUUCAGAUGUCAAUGCAUAUGAUGGAGGGAAUUCUGGAGAUUUUGAGUUCAAACCCCAUGGCAGAGCAUCUUAUAAUCCUGACUUAUCCUCAUUAAAACCUUCGGGAUCUGUAGGCUUGAUCCAAGAAGAGAACAUGCCUUCUAUGCAGAUUCCAAGUCAAUCUCAAGGUCAGUGCAGAGGUACCUCCAAAAAUGAACCAACUCUGUUGGCUUCAGCUCCAAAUUCAGUUACUGAAAUGUCCAAUGUGACAGCUAGCCUACCAUCUGAAGCAGGUUCUGGUGAGUUACAACAGGCAAAAAGUUUAGAGCAAAGUACACAGAUGUUACAGUCAGAUCCCAGUGAACCUACUCCGUCAAGUAUACUUGAAAGAUCUGCAGAAGAUGGUUAUAACUGGAGAAAAUAUGGGCAGAAGCAUGUCAAAGGUAGUGAAUAUCCUCGGAGCUACUACAAAUGCACACAUCCUCAUUGCCAAAUGAAGAAGCAAAUAGAACGUUCUCAAGAUGGACAGAUCACUGAAAUCAUCUAUAAAGGUCGGCAUGAUCACCCUAAGCCCCAGCCUAAUCGUCGCUCAGCAAUUGGGGCAGUUCUCUCCAGCCAAGAAGAGGAAAAACCUGCCGAAUUUUCUUCUUUGAUGGGUGCUGAAGAUAAAUCAGCAAAUGUGCCAUUCCACAUUACUCAUCAGGUUGAUCCUAAUGGUACGACCGAGUUGUCUCCUGCCUUGGUCAGUGAAAAUGAUGUUGAAAUUGGUGGUGGGCAAUCCAAUAACUGCAAUGAGGUUGUUGGAGAUGGUGAUCCGGAGUCAAAGCGCAGGAAGAUGGAAAAUGCUAACAUUGAAUCUGCUUCAAUUGGCAAAAUGAACCGCGAGCCACGUGUUGUAGUGCAAACUGUGAGCGAAGUUGAUAUCUUGGAUGAUGGGUAUCGUUGGCGAAAAUAUGGGCAGAAAGUGGUUAAAGGAAAUCCUAACCCAAGGAGUUACUACAAGUGCACAAAUUCUGGUUGCCCUGUUAGGAAGCAUGUUGAGAGGGCAUCACAUGAUCCGAAGGCAGUGAUCACGACCUAUGAAGGAAAGCACAAUCAUGAUGUCCCUGCUGCAAAAACAAUUAGCCAUGAAAUGAUCACAACUGGUGAAAGUUCUCUGAGUAGCCACAGUACAGCAGCUCUCGGUGGUAUGAUGAGGAAUUGCGGCACCAGCACCAGAACCUUUCCCCACCCAUUCACACAAAUAGAGGAGAGUGACACAGUCAGCCUUGAUCUUGGUGUUGGCAUCAUCCCCUGCCAAAGUAACAUCUCAAAUGAGCAGCAGCAGCCUUUAGAAAUCGAACAGUUACAGCACUAUCAACCACAAUCCAUGGAUUGUGGCAAGCUGGUGAUCCAAACGACCCCAUUGUCUUCCCUCAAUGGAAGUUCGCACACCACCAGAAUUUAUGAGUCUGGAGAAGAUGAGGGUGAGGGAUUUACAUUUAAGGCAACUCCCAUAGAUCCUUCAUCUAAUUUGUAUUACACGACUGCAGGAAAUUUGGUAAUGGGUCCAUGAGAUGUCUUCAAAUGUUUGAUGCCAAAAUAAAGAUUGGGUUGCCCUUCAUCGAUGAA